GGGCGUGCAUUUCGUCUCCACCAAGCCCGCUCCCUUUCGCAUUCCCCCAUCUCCUCCUUCAUCAUCCCCGAUUUUUCCCAUCUUGCCAUGAUCGGCCUGCACGUCCCGGUCCGACGGCAGCGAAGGAAGAUAUGGCCGGGGAAACUGGUCCCAUAUCGGCGUCCUUGCCGAUAAACAUGACCAUUGCCGGCUUCUUCGCCAUUGCGUGCUUCAACUGCGUCGAGAUCCUCAUUUCGCUGCUGAACCGCUUCAAGCGCUACGACGGCCUGUACUUCUGGAGCAUGCUGACGGCCACCUUGGGCAUCGUGCUUCACUCGAUAGUGGUAUUGCUGCGCUACUACGGCCUGGGUCCGAACUUUCCGCUGUCCGUCCUGACGUGCAUCGGAUGGUAUGGAAUGGUGACCGGCCAGUCCCUCGUCCUCUACUCGCGCCUCCACCUCAUCGUCUCGGACAAGUCAAAAGCCCGCUGGGUCCUGAUCAUGAUCAUCACAAACGUUUGCAUCCUCCACGUCCCGGUUACGGUAUUGUUCCUCGGUAGCAACACGCGCCUUUCCAGUCGCUUUCUUCCCGCCUUCAACAUUUACGAGCGCGUACAACUCGCGGGGUUCUUUGUCCAAGAAUCCAUCAUCUCGGGUCUUUAUAUCUGGGAAACAGCCCACGGCCUCAAACCCAUCUUUGCCAUGAAAAGAGCCAUCGAGCGCAAGGUCAUCAGACACCUCAUCAUCGUCAACGUCCUCGUUAUCGUCCUCGACAUCAGCCUUCUCAUCACCCAGUACACCGGACAAUUCGAGAUCCAAACGACAUAUAAGCCGGUGGUUUACAGCAUCAAGCUCAAAAUGGAAUUCAGCGUGCUGAACAAGCUGCUGCUACUCGUGCAGCGCAGCGAAUACAACGCCGCUACGCACAUCAUGAGCGACCCUGGGGGCAUCGGUCCUCGACCGGCUUACCUUGGUAUUCCCGAAUAUCACUCCUUUGAAUGGAGUCUUCCUUCUGGGAGCAAUGAUCAGGGAUUUCAUCUACGUCACGUCCCAGAAUCCAUCACUCCUGCAUCGUCACGAACGGGCAGUCAUCGUCUUAGCGCAUCCCAAUCACGUUAUUGAUUGAAGGAGAUAUAAUGAAGCUUAAUCAUGCCAAAAGCAACAAUCUGUUGGAAACCUCCAUCCCACGGUACGCACCGAACCGACGAGGCAGACAACCCCAAGUCCAUCCGAAAUCUA
This is a messenger RNA of Ilyonectria robusta, 1217 nucleotides long. RefSeq lists its product as uncharacterized. The record is from RefSeq and is a predicted model, not a curated record. The coding region runs from base 132 to 1100 and encodes 322 amino acids. The transcript is spliced from 2 exons. Lineage: Eukaryota; Fungi; Ascomycota; Sordariomycetes; Hypocreales; Nectriaceae.